AUCAGCAACGUACACUACACUAUUAACGACAAGUCGAGAACCAACCAAACUAAAGAAAACCAACAAAAGGUCUCAACUAAAAAAAAACAAAAAACAAAAUAAAUCAAUGUGCUAGCUUAAAGAUGCAAAUGCACCAUUCAAUCAGAGUCUCUCUUGAAGUUAGUCACUGAUGAGCUUAAACUAGACAAAAAGAAAAUGACUACGUUUCUGAAGUCACUCAUCUUCUUACAAGAUUCAUGUCUUGCCUUCCUCUCUCUAAUGUUCCAUCGAGGGAGUUCUGAGGAUGCAGCUGAAGCUCUCAAGAAGCUUGAAACAUCCAUAAAUGGUGCGAGGAUAAGCUUCGACACGACAUGGACACGAGAAUUUAGGAGCUUAUUUAUAGUUCCCUUAUUCAAGUGUUUGGUGGCUUUUUGUUUGAUAAUCUCCCUCUUAGUUUUCAUAGAGGGUAUAUACAUGAACCUUGUAGUACUCUACGUCAAGGUGUUUGAGCGAAAACCCGAAAAAGUUUAUAGAUGGGAGGCGAUGCAAGAGGACAUUGAGCUUGGACAUGAAACCUACCCCAUGGUCCUUGUCCAAAUUCCAAUGUACAACGAAAAAGAGGUCCUUCAAUUAUCUAUAGGUGCUGCAUGUAGACUAAUAUGGCCAUUGGACCGCCUAAUUGUUCAAGUUUUAGAUGAUUCCACUGAUCAAACCAUCAAGGAGCUGGUGAACACAGAGUGUGCAAAAUGGGAAAGCAAAGGUGUAAAUAUAAAGUGUGAGAGGAGAGACAACAGAAAUGGCUACAAAGCCGGAGCUCUUAAAGAAGGCAUGAAGCACAACUACGUGAAGCUAUGCAAUUAUGUCGUCAUCUUCGACGCAGACUUCCAACCGGAGCCUGAUUACCUCCAACACUCUGUCCCCUUCCUCGUUCAUAACCCCGAGGUCGCUCUGGUUCAAGCCCGAUGGAGAUUCAUGAACGCAAACAAGUGCUUGAUGACGAGGAUGCAAGAGAUGUCCCUCAACUACCACUUUAUGGCAGAGCAAGAAUCUGGAUCCACUAGACAUGCCUUCUUUAGCUUCAAUGGAACUGCGGGUGUAUGGAGAAUGGCCGCGAUGGAAGAAGCUGGAGGAUGGCAUGACCGGACUACUGUAGAGGACAUGGACUUGGCCGUUCGUGCUGGUCUUCUCGGCUGGAAAUUUGUCUUUCUCAAUGACCUCACGGUGAAAAGCGAGUUACCAAGCAAGUUUAAGGCCUUUAGAUUCCAGCAACAUCGAUGGUCUUGUGGUCCAGCUAAUCUCUUCAGGAAAAUGAUUAUGGAGAUUAUUCGCAAUAAGGUCCUUUUCUCAAUCUACUUAUUUAAUCUUGACAAAAACGUGCCCACAAUUUUUUUUGUCACACGUCCAAUAACUACUUUGGUUUUUUGUUCAUCUUGUUAAUAUGGAGAGACAAACAGGCCAUGUGAUGUGAGGCUGACGUACAAUAUUUUUUGUUUUGAUUGGUCACUUCGAUGGGGAUUGAUUUUUUCUUCUGUUUUGUUGUUUCUUUUAUGCUUUAAGAAGAUGCACACACACAAAAAAAAUGUUGCAUUUGAUUUGGUAAUCUGAUGGGUUAGAAGACCGGUUUGGUUCAAUCUAGUAUUAUUUGGUUCGGGUUUAGUUAAACCGAGUCGUAUUAAAAGAUUACUCUAAAACAAAUAAUUAAUUCAUGAGUAGAUAUCUAACCUUAAUCUACAAAUCUAUGUAAUAAUGACUUAAUGAGCAGAGAGUGACGAUUUGGAAGAAGUUGUAUCUGGUCUACAGCUUCUUUUUCUUACGGAAGAUCAUAGUCCACUGCUUCACUUUUAUUUUCUACUGUGUUAUUCUUCCUACAAGUGUCUUCUUUCCCGAAGUCAACAUUCCAGCUUGGUCAACUUUUUACAUUCCCUCUAUGAUCACUCUCUGCAUUGUCAUUGCGACACCAAGAUCAUUCUACCUCGUGAUAUUUUGGAUCUUGUUUGAAAACGUAAUGUCUAUGCACCGGACAAAAGGAACUUUCAUCGGCAUACUCGAAAGACAAAGAGUGAACGAAUGGGUUGUCACUGAGAAAUUAGGAGAUGCUCUUAAGACUAAGCUACUUCCUAGGAUUGGAAAACCUAGUAACAUGUUUCUUGAAAGAGUAAACUCCAAGGAGAUAAUGGUGGGGAUAUACAUCUUGUGUUGUGCUUGCUAUGGACUUUUCUUUGGGAACACAUUGUUAUAUCUCUAUCUCUUCAUGCAAGCGGUUGCUUUUCUCAUAUCUGGAGUUGGCUUUGUCGGCACUUAAAUAUCGAUCACAUUUAGACCUCAAUUUUAGUGUCUAGCUCUUCAACAAGUUAGUUCAUGCUUUGAUUACUCAGUCUCAAGUUAAUUGUGUAAAUUUAGAUUGAUAAUUUCUAGAUGUUUUGUCUAGCUACGUUAGUUUUAUAUCUUGAAUAUCGAAUAAGAUGGUGUUAAUUGUUAUAAUCGUUUUUUAAAUUCUAACA
Messenger RNA from Arabidopsis thaliana (thale cress), 2480 nucleotides. RefSeq names its product cellulose synthase-like A10 (gene CSLA10). Gene Ontology annotation, molecular function: mannan synthase activity; glucomannan 4-beta-mannosyltransferase activity. NCBI's taxonomy places the organism in Eukaryota, Viridiplantae, Streptophyta, Magnoliopsida, Brassicales, Brassicaceae. The transcript is spliced from 9 exons. The record is from RefSeq and is marked reviewed. Bases 196 to 1416 code for a protein of 406 amino acids. Gene Ontology annotation, cellular component: Golgi membrane.